Hirsutella rhossiliensis is the source of this 1755-nucleotide messenger RNA. Its product is annotated as cytochrome p450 domain-containing protein. The transcript is spliced from 2 exons. The record is from RefSeq and is a predicted model, not a curated record. Gene Ontology annotation, molecular function: heme binding; oxidoreductase activity, acting on paired donors, with incorporation or reduction of molecular oxygen; monooxygenase activity. The coding region runs from base 1 to 1755 and encodes 584 amino acids. Lineage: Eukaryota; Fungi; Ascomycota; Sordariomycetes; Hypocreales; Ophiocordycipitaceae.
AUGGAGUCGCAAACUUCUCCGCCCCCCGGCGCCGGCUCCGGCUUCAUCGCCACCUACCUCCAACAGCCCGCCGCCCUCGCCGCCCUCGUCACCCUGCUCGUCAUGGUCGCCGCCGUCCGCGCCGUCCUGUCCGGCCCGCAACCCCCGGCAUCCAGCCCCGGGCCCGGGUGCAAGUCGAGCCCGCCCAAGGUCCCCUUCUGGGUCCCCUUCUUCGGCCAUGCGCCCCAGAUGCUCCUCAACACGGACGGAUUCCUCGCCCGCCUGCGCGACCGGUACCCCGAGGGCGUCUUCUCGCUGCGCCUGUGCGGCAACCUGCAUCACAUUGUCCACGGCCCUUCCAUGGUCACCACGCUGCUCAACCGGCCCAAGACGGCUGCCGAGACGCCCUCGAGCAGAGUCCUCGUCUCCAUCUUUGGCUGCAGCAAGCAGGACCAGGCCCAUCACGCCACCAUGGCCAACGAGACCCUGUCCCACUUCAAGCACCUGCUGUCCGAGCCCGGCCUGAGCGAGCUCGUCUCCGCCACGGUCAUCCACGUCAAGCAGCACAUUGCCGACCUCGUCACCUUCAACUCCAGCCCCGCCGACCAGGCCGACUGGGAGAGGAUGGCCGGCGCCGACGUCGUCGAGGGCCCGCAAGGCGACGGGUUUGUCGAGGCCGAUCUGACGGAGCUGACGCGCAACUUCAUCGCAAAGACGGCCAACUGCGCCCUCUACGGCACCGACUUUGUCGACAACUUCCCCGACCUGUGGUCGCUCCUGUGGAUCUUUGACGACGCAUUCCUCCUGCUGGCCGCCAGGAUCCCCGCCUGGGUGCCGUGGCCGCGGCUGCAGCGGGCCAGGCUUGCGCAGCGACGCACCCUCGGCUUCACGCACGAGUUCAACGUGGCCAUGGAUAAGCAUCUCCGCGGCGAGGACCCGGGCGUCAAGUGGCAGGACCUGGACAACGUGAGCGCCGUGGUGCGCGCCAGGCUCGAGACCUUCCAGAGGCACGGCCUGUCCAUGAAGGCCCGCGCCAGCUGCGACCUGGCUCUGCUGUGGGCCAUGAACGCCAACGCCAACCAGCUCAUCCCGUGGAUGCUGUUUGAGCUGUACCGAGACCCCGUCCUGCUCGAGCAGGUCCGCGAGGAGAUUUUGCCCUACGUCCAGGUGACGCAGCCCGAGAAUGACUUUGGCAAGGGCGUCUGGCUGCCGGCGGUCCUGGAGCACCUCGACCUCGAAGGCCUCGUGCACAAGUGCCCGAUGCUCAAGGCGGCCUACAUCGAGACGCUGCGCGUGUACACGGGCACCUGGACCAUGCGGCGGCUCAACGAGGACGUGACGCUGGACGACAGGGGCAAGGCGGAGCCGUUUUUGCUGGGAAAGGGCACGUACGCUCACAUCGCCCAGGAGAUGCACCAGAUGGACCCCGAGUACUUUCCUGACCCCGGGGAGUGGCGUCACGAGAGACACCUGAGAGAGCACGAGGACGAAAAGGGCGUCAAGACGCUCGUGGCCGACAUGGGCACCGUGAGGCCAUAUGGCGGCGGCCCGGCCAUGUGCAAGGGGAGAACGUUUGCGCUGCGCGAAAUGCUCCUGUACUCGGCCAUCAUCAUCACUUUUUACGACAUGCAGCCACCCAAGGGCCAGUCGUGGGAGGCGCCCAAGACUUACAAGCCAAUGGCCACGAGGCAUCCCAAGACGCCCAUCAAGGUGUGGAUCAAGAGGCGAGAGCAGCCGUCUGGUCGGCAAGCGGAGGGGGAAGAGGCGAGGACGUAG